Molecule: messenger RNA, 1507 nt
Organism: Symphalangus syndactylus (siamang)
Lineage: Eukaryota; Metazoa; Chordata; Mammalia; Primates; Hylobatidae
Gene: NUDT16L1
Product: nudix hydrolase 16 like 1
Cellular component (GO): nucleus
Molecular function (GO): snoRNA binding
Source: RefSeq, a predicted model, not a curated record
CGAGGGGCUCGGGCCCGGGGCGUGCCGGCGAUUGGCAGGGGAACGGGACCCGGGGGCGCGGCCGCCCGCGGAUUGGCGAGCCGCGGCAGGGGCGGGCUCGCGCAUGCUCUUAAGUGGCAGCGGCGGGCACGGGGUCAGUGCCAAGAUGUCGACGGCGGCGGUUCCGGAGCUGAAGCAGAUCAGCCGGGUGGAGGCGAUGCGCCUGGGGCCGGGCUGGAGCCACUCGUGCCACGCCAUGCUGUACGCCGCCAACCCUGGGCAGCUCUUCGGCCGCAUCCCCAUGCGCUUCUCGGUGCUGAUGCGUUUCGACGGGCUGCUGGGCUUCCCCGGGGGCUUCGUGGACCGGCGCUUCUGGUCGCUGGAGGACGGCCUGAACCGGGUGCUGGGCCUGGGCCUGGGCUGCCUGCGCCUUACCGAGGCCGACUACCUGAGCUCGCACCUGACCGAGGGCCCACACCGCGUCGUGGCGCACCUAUACGCGCGGCAGCUGACGCUGGAGCAGCUGCACGCCGUGGAGAUCAGCGCGGUGCACUCGCGCGACCACGGCCUGGAGGUGGGGCCGCGGCCCGGGCCCCGCCCCCCGCCCCGGGGUUUGGCUCUGGCCCCGUGGAAGGCACCGAUGGGUACUUGGCCUCGUGCGGGUCCCGCUGUACACCCAGAAGGACCGAGUCGGAGGCUUCCCCAAUUUCCUGAGCAACGCCUUCGUGAGCACGGCUAAGUGCCAGCUCCUCUUUGCCCUCAAGGUGCUCAACAUGAUGCCCGAGGAGAAGCUGGCUGAGGCCCUGGCUGCCGCCACCGAGAAGCAGAAGAAGGCCCUGGAGAAGUUGCUCCCGGCCUCCUCCUGAGGGCUGCCUGAGCUGGUGGCACCCUCCCCUGGACCGCAAGACUGGGAAUUCCUGCUAAGUGUGGCUUCUAGAGUGUAUGUGUGUACCCCGCUUCUGACUGCCUAGGGCGAGUGGGCAUCUUGUCAUCUCCACUGUCCCAAGCAGUCACUAGGUGGCGGCCGGGCCAGCUGGGACCCAGCCCAUCCUCCCAGGCAGAGCAGGGUGGUCUGGGCACACUGGGCCUGCCUCUCCAGCCUCAGGAUGCUCUUGUUCAUCUUGGGCUCAGACCCUCCUCUGUGUGCGUCUCAUCACAGCUGGUGGAGGCCCCGGAGUGCCUGACUGUCCCACAGGGGUGGCCCACAGCUCUGGGACCACUCAGAAGAUGGGAUGUGUGGGUGGAGGAUGCCUUGUCUAGGUCAGAUCAUUCCUGCCUCCCUCCUGAGCCAGCUCAGGGCCUGGGGGAGAGCCAGCUUGGGGUAGGAAGUUAAUACUGUUAAUUUGGGUUGUUGUUGGAUUUACAUUGCUAGAUUUUCUCUUUCACCACGUGUGAACUGUGGGUGAGGUUUCAAAGUAGCUUCACCACACGUGGCUUGGUUCCCAGGGACAGUCGGGGCCUCGGGGGCCCAGCUAUAUGUACAACGAAGCUGUGGAAGGAGAAGACAAUAAAGUCGCUCCUCAGCUGC